AUGACUGGAUCGAGGUCGCAAGUCAUUCUCCUUUCCGUCUUUUGCGUAGCUGCUCUCUUCACUGCGCGGGCAUGGCGUCUGCCCGACGGAGGCGGUGAGCGUGGGCCGCCGACAGAGGCGACUGUGGACGAGUUGCGCGCAGCGCUCGACAGAUGGGAAGGAGACAUGGCGAUUUUCUUUUACACCUCCUGGGACACGAACAGCAGGCACCUUCUGGGGUUGUGGGAUCAAGCGCUUCGGGUUUUCUCGGCCUCUACAUCUAUCCCCGAGAAGACUUCCAAGCUCGUCAACUUUUGGCAGCAGUUUGUGCCUCCAUUGGGAUCCCUACAGCUGCGUCGCUUUGACUGUGAAAAGAGUGAAGCAGCCCGCAAGUUAUGUCGAUCUUUGGGUCUUCCUUUUCUGCCGGCGGUCCUCUUCUUCUCGUACGGCCCUCUGCGUGAGGAGCCUGGCAAACGAGGUAAAUGGCCGUUCUUCGACGAAGAAGCGGAUGCCUCUCUUCCUCCGAGGUGUGCUCGGUUCAAAGGCGAUAUGUUCAUGUACGACGCCCUGCUGGACUGGCUCCAGAUGAUGCGACGAGUCUCUUAUGUCCAGCGUGCCCUCGACACGAAAAAGCCGAAAGCUGGCGAUGGGGUCUGUGAGGCAGGGACGCAGUCUCCGACGGAAAAAGAGUUGGCUGAGUGUCGAGAACGUCUAAAAAGUCUAGAAGCUGAAAAUGAAGCUCUUCGCCAAGAGGGCCGGCCUCUCCAGGGACGCGGGCCCCAUCAUGAGAAGCCGCAGUAA
Messenger RNA from Neospora caninum, 780 nucleotides. RefSeq lists its product as hypothetical. The record is from RefSeq and is a predicted model, not a curated record. Bases 1 to 780 code for a protein of 259 amino acids. Lineage: Eukaryota; Apicomplexa; Conoidasida; Eucoccidiorida; Sarcocystidae. The transcript is spliced from 4 exons.